Messenger RNA from Arabis nemorensis, 555 nucleotides. Lineage: Eukaryota; Viridiplantae; Streptophyta; Magnoliopsida; Brassicales; Brassicaceae. The record is from the annotation of a GenBank genome assembly.
AUGAUUCAAGAACAGUGUGGUGCAGUGGCUGGUGAGGAUGAUGUUGUGGUUCUUCCUUCGUAUUACCAGAUGGACAUAAGGAUUGAGAAGAAGGAAACAGGAGCUACCAGGACGUCUUUGCGAACUCGGGCCAAGGGUGCUGAGAUAGUCAAAGAGGAAGCAUCGUCUGAGAAGAGGGCUCAGCCAGUUCUAAGUUAUGUGCCUCAAGGACACUCGAGCCAGAGGGUUGUCAACAAGGCACUAUACCAGAUCACCUCCGUUCUGCAUCAGCUGGCUGGGAUAGUUCAGGAUGUGCACCAAGCCAAUCAAUCAGCACCAGAUGAGAGAAUUUCAGGAGAAGGGCGAACAGGCUGGUGGGCUUUAAGCGUGAUGUGCUGUUGGAGUGAGUCGGUCCAGGCAAGGAAGGGCGUGACUUGCACCCAAGGAAGGCUGGAGGAUAUCUUUGGAGAAGAUUUACUCAAACUUGAAGAUAGUGAAUCUUCCAAGGCUAAGGCUAGGGCAAGCCGCAGGCCGUUUAGUAUAUAUAGGUUGGGGUUAACUCGAGGGAAGGGUUAA